Molecule: messenger RNA, 1755 nt
Organism: Plenodomus lingam JN3
Lineage: Eukaryota; Fungi; Ascomycota; Dothideomycetes; Pleosporales; Leptosphaeriaceae
Source: RefSeq, a predicted model, not a curated record
AUGUUGAGGGCAAGUGAAUAUGCCAGGAGAAAAGGAAGGGACAACGAGCAACCCACCAGAUCGCAGCCUCCGUGGUUUUUUGAUGGCUUGACAACCAGCACGUUUCUCCACGAUGAUGAUCUAGACGUGGUCGAGGAACAAGAAAAUACCCUGAAAGAUUUCAAAGUAGCAAAGUGUCCUUAUAGUCGCACAAUACGACAUCACUGGGCAGAUAUCCCGAGGAUCCAGAGCUGGCUGAAUGAUUGUGAAACGGGCCAUGGUGACAGCUGCAAUAAGCACCGUAGGUUUGACACUGACGCGGGAGAACUCCUCCUAGUAGAUGUUGUCGACGACUGUCUAACCGUAGCAAAUUUCGAGCACCGUUACUUUGCAUUGAGCUAUGUAUGGGGCACUUCGAAACAAUUCCUUACUCUCGUAGCGAAUUACGAGCAGUUGUGCAAGCCAGGGAGUCUCUCCGCACAACCGUUGACUCAGACGAUCAGGGACAGCAUAUAUUUUUGCAUCAUCCAAGACGACAAGGCCAAUAAGGCAAAAGCCAUCGCCCAAAUGUGCUCAAUAUACAGCAGGGCAGUGGCGACAAUCAUCUCUCUUAGUGGGACAUGUGCAGAUGCUGGACUGCCCGGAAUUCCACCUACAGCGCGGAACACGACAGCCAUGUACGUUUGUCCUGGGUUACACAUUGCACAGCGCUCCAUUCUCGACCAGAUGAUGAAGACUUACAACUACGACUCGGAAGACUGCGUGUACAAUACACGGGCUUGGACCUUUCAGGAACGAUUGCUCUCCAAUCGAAGCAUCAUCUUUGUAGAUGAGCAGGUGUACUUCCAUUGCAAACAGCAUCUAGUGUGUGAAGACCGAUGCAACAAAGACGACACGGACUUCUAUACCCUGGAUAACAUGCGCACAUCAAGCGUCAUGCUUCGGUCCAAAGCCGAAACAUACAGCCCUCUAGACGAAUUUCGCUGGUAUGAGCAAAUCGUAAUCGAGUAUACAACGAAGCGAAUGGGCUGGCCAGACGACAUCAUCAACGCAUUCACCGGCAUCCAAACCGAACUAUCAAACAUGUUCAACUGGACCUUCACAGCCGGCUUACCCACCUCACUACUAGAUCUCGCAUUACUCUGGACGCCAAUCUCCACCAUUGAACGGCGCCUCACCAGCUUCCAACAACCCAGCUGGAGCUGGUCCGGCUGGCUCGGCCGAAUCCGCUACACAGAUCUAAUCCGUCACGGCCACCGGCCCAUCACUCCCUUAUUCAAACCCCUAGGCACCAAAACCCUAGCCGAACCAGCCAAACUGGUUCUCAAUUGCCCCAGUAUCCACCUCUCCCCCUUCACCCUCGCAAAGACUCCAAACGCCCUCUUCGACCCCUUUGAAAGCAGUCUCAUCUCCCCAACCUCCUCCUUCCUCUUCGACAAACACAAUCGACGCUGCGGUAUCCUCAUCGGGUGGUGCGGCGACACAACAGAUUCGAACUGCCUCGGGCCUCUCCACCUUGUCCAGCUGUCCGCGUGGAAAACGAAUAAUAGUCUGAUGGUUAAUGGACCGCUCCUUGCGCAUCUCCAAGAUGAUGGCAAUCGAGUGGAGGAAAGACUGUUCGAUGACGCGUUUUCUGAUUUCGAAUGGUGUACGUAUAAUGUCAUGCUUGUUCGUCCAGUGGACGCGGUGGCAUACGAGCGAGUGGCCAUUGGGCAGAUUCACGUUGAUGCGUGGAGACAGGCGGGUGAGGCGCUGAAGGCUUUUGUGGUGCAAUAG